AUGAUUGUCUCAGAGGCAUUUGAAUCUGAUGAUACAAUUGAAGAAAAAUUAAAUAAGUUGAAUAUUGAAUAUGAAGAUCUGAUUAAUGACAAUGAGAUGUCAGACAAUGUGAAUGACUCUAAUAGUUAUGAUGUAAAUAAAGAAACUUGUAUAAGACUGAAAAUUGUAAAACUUCAAUAUAAAGUUCAACAAAUGAGAACUGGUAGAGAUCAGAUCUCUAUAAAUAAUGAGAAUAUUAAAGAGAUUCUUCUUGCAGUGAGGCAAUCUGAAACUGAUGAUAUUCUUGAUGAGAGACAAGUAGACUUUGAUGAUAAUAUCAGCACUGAUAUGCAGUGA
Molecule: messenger RNA, 336 nt
Organism: Histoplasma capsulatum G186AR
Lineage: Eukaryota; Fungi; Ascomycota; Eurotiomycetes; Onygenales; Ajellomycetaceae
Exons: 2
Coding region: 1-336 (111 amino acids)
Source: RefSeq, a predicted model, not a curated record